Messenger RNA from Orycteropus afer afer, 5064 nucleotides. Lineage: Eukaryota; Metazoa; Chordata; Mammalia; Tubulidentata; Orycteropodidae. The record is from RefSeq and is a predicted model, not a curated record.
AUGUGGGAUGGAGGCCCGCCCGCCAGGGACCAGCCUGCUCCAGGCCCCUCUGGGGCCCCUGGUGGGCAAGCCUCACCUCGCCUGACCCUGGGCCCCAUCCUCCUGCCACCAGAGCAGAGCUCGGCCCCUGCUGUGUUCUUGAAGGCCCUGCCCAUCCCCCUGUAUCACAUGGUGCCUCCGCGCGCCCUGCACUCUCGUGCUGCCCUCGUGCCCAGCAGCCUGGACGGGGCCAGCCUGCCCUUAAUCCUCAGUCCCCUGCCACAGCCUGAAGGGUCCGGGUCUGCUCCGGUGGGGAAGCCACCGGCCCAGAUGCUCACCUUGAACCUGGUCGGUGCUCUGCCCCUGCUGUCGCCGGGCCUGGGAGCCCCGCUGGGCAGCCCCAGCAAGGUGCGCAGUGCUGGCCGGUACCUGUGUCCGCACUGCGGCCGAGACUGCCUGAAGCCCAGCGUGUUGGAGAAGCACAUCCGCUCGCACACGGGCGAACGGCCCUUCCCCUGCUCCACCUGUGGCAUCGCCUUCAAGACGCAGAGCAACCUGUACAAGCACAGACGCACCCAGACGCACCUCAGCAACUCACGCCGCUGCUCUGGGCCUGAUGGGGGUGGCGGCCCCCCAGACGAGGGGGCCGGGGCUGGAGGGGGCCCCAGAGUGGACGGCAGCGGGGACGGUUGCAGCCAGACUGAGGGCACUGGGGCAGCCGAGAGACCCCCUUCUCGGGGGCCUUGCCUGCUGUCCGCUGCCCAGCUGGCCCUGGUGGCUGAGAGCCUGGACACACAGCCGGAAGCUGCUCCCUGUGCAGGAUCCACGUUUGCUGACGGGGAGGGCCCUUUGGACUCCAUCGGGCUGCAGCCGCCGUGGAAGCUGCCAGAGCAGAAGUCUCCCGCGGCCAGCAAGCUGUGUCCGCUGCAGCGGCAACAGGCCACGUCCUGGGAGAAGGCCUGGGAUGCCAAGGGCUCGGAGGGCCGGCUGCGCAAGUGCGAGAGCUCCGACUCGGGCUACCUGUCCCGCUCGGACAGUGCCGAGCAGCCGCUGGUGCCCGCCAGCCCCCUGCACAGCCAGCCAGAGCCCAGCGCCGAGGGGGGCCCAGAGCUGGAGAAGAAGCGACUGGAGGAGCACAUAGCCCAGCUCAUCUCACACAACCAGGCCGUGGUGGACGACCCACAGCUGGACACCGUGCGGCCCCGCAAGACCGUGCUGUCCAAGCAGGGCAGCAUCGACCUGCCCAUGCCCUACACCUACAAAGACUCCUUCCACUUCGACAUGCGCGCACUAGAGCCCGGGCGCAGGCGGCCGGCCACCGUGGGCUCAGCCCGGUCCACCUGCACACCGCCAGACAAGGCACGGCCCCUGUCCUUCCACUCUGUCCCCACCCAGUUCUCCACCACUGUGGAUUGUGUGCCUGUCACCAGGAGCAACUCGCUGCCCUUCGUCGAGAGCUCCCGGACGUGGAGGGAGUGGGGACCAGACCCCCAGGAGGCCUGCCCUCGGAGGCAGAGGCCACUGAGCCCCAGGCUCGCCCCAGCCCACUUGGGCUGCAGCCUGGGGCCAGUCUUGUCUGCUGUUCCCAGCAGUCAUCCCCGGGCCCUGGUCCGACAGGCCGCUGUGGAGGACCUGCCCAGCACCCCUGUCGGGGAGAGACCGGUGCCCACAGAGGACCCCCAGAAGACCACUGCAGGGGAGGGGGCGGCCAGCAGGGGCAGGGUGUCUGGGAAGAGAGGUGGCCAGAGGAAGCUGAAGAUGUUCUCCCAGGAAAAGUGGCAGGUGUACGGGGAUGAGACUUUCAAGAGAAUCUACCAGAAAGGCAAAGCUAGCCCCCAUGGAGGGAAGAAGGUUGGGGAGGUGAGAGUGGACCCACUUCCCCAGGCAGAGGCCAUGCAGACAGGGGCCAUGAAGACACCUGUCUGUGUGGACACAAGGACCCCUGUCUCUGGGAAUGCAACAAGCCCCGUCUGCAGAGAUAUGAGGACCCCCAUCUCUGGGGACACAAAUACCCCCAUCUGUGGGGAUGCAACAAGCCUCAUUUGCAGGGAUGUGAGAACCCCCACCUGUGGGGACAUGAGUAUUCCCAUCAAUGGGGACGUUAGGACCCCCGUCUGUGGGGAUGUGAGGACCCCCAUCAGUGGGGAGGUUAGGAUCCCCGUCAGUGGGGACGUGAGGACUCCCAUCUGUGGGGAUGAGAGGACCCCUGUCUGUGGGGAUGUGAGGACCCCCGUCUGUGGGGAUGUGAGGGCCCCCGUCAGUGGGGAGGUUAGGACCCCUGUCUGUGGGGAGGUUAGGACCCCCGUCUGUGGGAAUGUGAGGACUUCCGUCUGUGGGGACGUGAGGACCCCUGUCUGUGGGGAUGUGAGGACCCCCGUCAGUGGGGACGUGAGGACCCCUGUCUGUGGGGAUGUGAGGACCCCCGUCAGUGGGGAGGCUAGGACCCCUGUCUGUGAGGAUGUUCUCCCUCCUGCGGGCAUGUCUUCCGGGUCUUUGCCAGGAUCCUGGGGAGGUCCAAUGGCCCCAGAGUUCUCCUUGUUGGCUGAGCCCCCCAAGAGCAGAUCAGGAAGCAGUGAUGAGCCUGGGCUGAAUGAGGUCAUGGCACCCCCAACCCUCAGCUGCCGAGACCCCCCCUGCUUGGGCCACAGGAGCCCUCCACAUCCUCCAAACAGGAGGCUUGAGCCAGGGGGUAAGCUGUCCCCAGGAGGUGAUCCUGGAGACCCCAAGCAGGAAAGAGUUGGCUGCAGUGACGUGGGAGAGGAGACCCACGCUUGGGCCCAGAGCACCCUGGGGCUGCCCAGCAGUGGUCCCAGUCACGGCCUGGCCAUGGGAGACAGGCUGCCCUCGGAGAGGAAGAAGGUGAAGGUGGAAGGCCUUGGGGGCCAGGGCCGGUCUGAGGCUGUAGGAGUGGGAAGCGAGAGAGGAGGGAGCCCUGAGGUGCCAGUGCAGGCUGCCUCCCUGCUGGCCUGGGCCUGGGACAGCGAGCCUUUGGAGAAGCCAACGGGGCUGCUCCUGAGUGCUGACUGCAAGAGGGGUGGGAAGGACCUGCACAGGGCGUCUGUUGGUGCCUCCUCAGCUUCUUCUCUGACUGUCCUGAGGCAGGCCGGGCCCAGGGCCAAGAAGCCCCCAAUGCAUCCUGCAGCCAUGUCCCCCAGGUAUUAUCCCCAAGUCCCAGAUGGGAGCAGCUCCCAGCUGGUAGCCUUGCCUUGGGCUCUAGAUAAUGCCUUCACCCCGAAGUACCUCCUUAGGCUACCUCAGGGAGACAGCUCCUCCGAGCUGCCAGUCCCAAGGAGGAGUGAGCAAGGUCAGGACUCUCUCUGCAGGAGAUGGUGGCCUGAGGAACGGGUUCCCUUUGUGAGGUCAGGGAGGGGGAUGCCUCUGUCCCCUGGGCCAGCCUCAGGCAGGACCCCAGGAGAGGCAGAUAGUAUCAACAAGGACCCCGACUGGUCCAGGGCACGGGAUGGGGUGGAAGGGACUCAGGUGGGAGAGGAGAGAGGGGACAAGUGGGACACGAGCACCCUGGGACCCCGGGGCCCAGCCUCUAUCCCACCCCCCACCACAUCUGGCCCCUGCUUGGCCUGGGCCAUGGAGCGUGAGGUCACCACAGUCCGCCCCCUCUGCUCAGGCAGCACAAUGGUGACGGGCAGGCCCCCUGGGGGUACCCCAAAUCCUGGGCCACCUGUCUGGGAGAAAGCCCCAGAAGACCCUCCCUCAGGUCCCUUCCUCUCAGCCAUCACACAGCCGCCAGCCUGGCCUGAGCCAACCUUGCCUCCCCACUCAGGGAACCCCAGGAGCUGUGGGACCAAGGGGCCCUUCCCCUCCUUGGGGUCGGAACUGCGGCUGACGUGGUGUUGCUUGAGCCGCAGCCUCCCCCUGCCUUCGGAGCAGAAGGGGACAGCCUCGUCUGUGUAUUCGUCUCUGCACCUCCCUGGGGCCGGCCCCCGGGAAGAAGGUCCGGAGGAAUGGCCCGUGACCAGCCGGGGAGACCUGAGGCCUGUGCAGAUGUCCAAGACAGGCACCCUGUCUGCGGAGAGAGAGCCCUUCGGGGUUGUCCCCAUCACAUAUGAUGCCAACAUGCCUGGUCUAAAUCCACGAGGGGAGCCGUCGGGAGCCACGUCAGAGCCAUCUCUUUGUCAGGAGAGCGUAGAGAAGCAUGAAGAAGCCUGUGGACGGAUCCCAGUAACCAUCCCUCCCAGUGCAGGUCCCCGGAGCAUCAGGGAGCAAGACGACGUGGCUGUGAAGGAUAUCUCCCCACCUGCCGGUGAACAUGGCAACUAUUUUCCCCGGAACACAGCCGCUGCAUCAGGACUGUCCCUACACUGCGACUCCUGGCCAGCAGUGGGUGAACACCACCUCCUGCCAGGUGCCAAAGGUCUGGAUGGUGGAUUGCCUGAGACUGAGCAGCUGCUCCCCCCAGAGCAUGUCUCAGUAGACCCCAAACUGGGCGUUCUCACAGAUGCUCAAAAGCCCUCUUCCUCUGACUCCAAAGGAACCUUUCCCCACCAUGAUGAUGCUACCUCUGUGGCCACCCUUUGUACUUCUCUAGGGGCCAGGGCAGGCCACACAGCCCUGGGAACUCCCAGUGCAGGGUCACAAGGCCACAGUGGGGCUACCGAGAUUUGGGCACCAAGCUCCCCCGACAGAAAAGCUAUGGCAGAAGGCACAUCACCAUCCCCCUUGCUGGAGAAACCUUCAUCUGGACAAAAACUUUCAGAUGCGGUCCCAUUAGGGCCAACCGAGAAGCCUCAUCUUGAAACAUCAGCUUCAGGACUAAGCUCUAAGAAUUCACACCAAGAGGAAGGGGCACACAAGGCGGUUUUUCCUUCCAGGGGCCAGUAUGAGUGUGGGGAGAUGGUCACCCCCCACUGCCCUGUGGGAAAUGGCAGUGAGAAAUGCCAAGUAGCUGAGUCCAUUGCUCAGAAGGAUUGUGUGGCUCCUUCCAGCCCAGGGCAGCACACGGACACCCCCGAAACUCCUUCUAGAACCGUCAAGAAGAGGAGUUUGGAAGGAGUGAGAAAGCAAACUCGAGUGGAAUUCAGCGACACCAGCAGUGAUGAUGAAGACCGACUAGUUAUAGAAAUAUGA